AUGAAAAGCAAGCUCAAAGGCGCAGAAACCGGCCACAGUUUAUUGAAGAGAAAGAGUGAGGCACUUACAAAGCGCUUUCGAGAGAUCACAAGACGGAUCGAUGAGGCGAAGAGGAAGAUGGGACGUGUCAUGCAAAUCGCCGCAUUCUCUUUAGCAGAGGUUACAUACGCCGUGGGUGGCGAUAUCGCUUAUCAGGUACAAGAGUCGGCCAAGCAAGCGCGCUUCCGGGUGAGAACGAAGCAAGAGAACGUUUCAGGGGUUUUCAUACCUGCAUUCGAAAGCUAUACGAAAGAUGAAAAUAAUGACUUCAGCCUGACUGGUUUGGGGAAAGGGGGUCAGCAGGUGCAAAGAUGCAGGGAAACAUAUGCGCGCGCAGUGGAGACCUUGGUGGAGCUUGCAAGCUUACAGACCGCGUUUGUAAUACUUGACGAGGUCAUCAAGGUAGUGAACAGAAGGGUCAAUGCGAUUGAGCAUGUCAUCAUCCCACGUACAGAAAAUACCAUCAGCUAUAUCAAUUCUGAGCUGGACGAGAUGGACCGAGAGGAGUUCUAUCGACUGAAAAAGGUCAAGAAUAACAAGCAACGUGACGCCGCCAGAGCGGAAGAACAGAACAAUAAGCAGGCUUCGAGUGACAAGGAGAACGAAGAAUCACCAUCCGACAUCCUCGGCGAACAAGAAGAUCCAGAUGUCAUUUUUUAA
Molecule: messenger RNA, 699 nt
Organism: Bacidia gigantensis
Lineage: Eukaryota; Fungi; Ascomycota; Lecanoromycetes; Lecanorales; Ramalinaceae
Gene: VMA8
Product: H(+)-transporting V1 sector ATPase subunit D
Exons: 4
Coding region: 1-699 (232 amino acids)
Biological process (GO): vacuolar acidification
Cellular component (GO): fungal-type vacuole membrane; vacuolar proton-transporting V-type ATPase complex
Molecular function (GO): proton-transporting ATPase activity, rotational mechanism
Source: RefSeq, a predicted model, not a curated record